Messenger RNA from Saprolegnia parasitica CBS 223.65, 852 nucleotides. RefSeq lists its product as hypothetical. Bases 21 to 788 code for a protein of 255 amino acids. The record is from RefSeq and is a predicted model, not a curated record. Lineage: Eukaryota; Oomycota; Saprolegniomycetes; Saprolegniales; Saprolegniaceae. Gene Ontology annotation, molecular function: oxidoreductase activity, acting on the CH-OH group of donors, NAD or NADP as acceptor. The transcript has 2 exons. Gene Ontology annotation, cellular component: cytoplasm.
GUCGAGCCGCAGAAUCCAACAUGAACGACGUGACGGCGAUCAUCACGGGUGCGGGGCAGGGCCUUGGCCUCGCCUUUGCGACAGCGCUCCUCGCCCAAGGCGCGCGCGUGCUCAUGACAGACAUCAACGGCGACGCCUGCGCUGCGAGCUGCCGUGCGCUCGAGGGCAAGCACCCGGGACGCGUCGCCUCAAUGCGUCAAGACGUGUGCGAAGAGGACUCGUUCGCCGCGGCCUUUGACGAAGCCGAGCGCCGCUUCGGACCCGUGAACGUCCUCGUCAACAACGCUGGCAUUGCGGUUCCGAUGAACUCGUUCUACGAGGACGCAGGCGCUGCGGGCUGGAAGAAGCUCAUGGAGAUCAACGUCGUUGCCGUCAUGCGGGGCACACAGGUUGCGCUGCGUCGGCUCGCGGCCAAGCCGGCGAUGGCGCCUAUUGUCGUCAACAUCUCGAGCGUCUCGGCCAUUUGGCCUGUCGUCGAGGCACCCGAGUACUCGACGUCCAAGGCGGCGGUGGUCGCGUUCUCGACGGCCGUCGGCAAGCACGUCAAGGCGACCGGCGUCCGCGUCGUCUCGAUCUGCCCGUCGUUUGCCGACACCGCGAUGGGUCGCGCGGCCGAAGAGUCCAAGCCGGGCAUGACAAAGGUCUUCGGCGACCUUAUGACGCCCGAGUUCGUUGCGCAAGGCGUCGUGCAGCUCAUUACGGACGUCGACAACUCGGGUGGCGUCAUGAUCAUCACGAACCGCGGCUUCAAGUACCGCGGUGGCGGCGCCCCCAAGUCCAAGAUUUAAAGAUCUAAGACCGACGCCUCUUAAGCUGCUGAGAUGGCGCAACUCCUUCAUAACAGCGUUUAGC